ACCCAGGAACGGAAGGCGCGUCACCACCAGGGUCGUGAAAACUGCACUUGUUCUAAAUGCUUGUUUUCUUCACGCCCAUGGCCGGACGUGAACUUAUGGUGGCUAAUUCGUUAGGAAGCUGAUAUUUGUGUUCCUUCUUUCACAGACACCGUCUUCCCCUUCGCCUUUUGUUUGUUUUGGAGAGCUGCCCACCAAUUGCGAGGCUGCCGAACAAGAUAUGGCAGCAAUAGUGCCACACCUUGUCCAAUGUUUUCACCCUCCCCAGCAGCGCAGAAGAACUUGCUCUUUCUAUUCACCUGUUCGUCUCCACAAGUUUCCGAACCCAAGCAGGAGAGAUACAAAGUUGGUGGCUGAUACUCUUCCUGUACGUGCAAAGUCUUCACCGAAGAAUGACACGGUUAAUUCCAGGACUCGUCAAAAAGCUAGUGUUUCAAAAGAAGCCGAAAAGGGUAGAGGAUGGGUGAGCACUAUUAUGCAAGGACUCAGCUUCAGUGAGUUGGUCAAAGACCAACUUGUGCUAGACAUUCUUGCCAUCGCCUUACCAGCCUUGUUGGCACUUGCAGCAGAUCCAGUCACCUCCUUGGUCGACACCGCAUUCAUAGGCCAUUUGGGAUCGGCCGAGUUGGCUGGUGUUGGCGUCUCAAUUUCUGUGUUUAAUCUGGUGUCAAAACUGUUCAACAUCCCUCUGCUCAAUAUCACGACGUCCUUUGUUGCUGAAGAAGAGGUUCUAGUCGGUAAUGCAGAAAAUGCAUCACCAACGGGCGAAAUAACCAAGAGAGUGCUUCCAUCAGUUUCAGCAUCGUUAGUGCUCGCCGCUGGUCUUGGUAUUGCAGAGGCAAUUGCGCUAUCAAUUGGUUCGGGGUACUUCCUGAAUAUCAUGGGUAUACCUGCUGAUUCACCAAUGCACCUACCAGCUGAGCAGUUUCUUGCACUAAGAGGUCUUGGUGCUCCAGCGGUAGUCAUAGCUCUCGCAGCACAAGGAUCAUUUCGUGGAUUCAAAGACACAAAGACUCCUCUUUAUGCCAUAGGUGCUGGAAACUUACUUAAUGCGGUUUUGGAUCCGAUCUUGAUGUUUACUUUUAAUUUGGGUGUUGGUGGUGCUGCCAUUGCUACUGUAAUGUCUGAGUAUGUGAUUGCUCUUAUUCUUCUGUGGGAGUUGAAUUCAAGAGUGAUGCUUAUUCCUCCAAAGCUUCAAAUGAUUCAGUUAGAUCGUUUCAUAAAUUCAGGUUUUCUUUUGACAGGAAGAACCAUUGCGGUGCUUUCUACCUUUACACUUGGCACAUCUAUGGCUGCACGACAAGGCCCAAUUCCAAUGGCUGCACAUCAGAUUUGUUUGCAGAUUUGGUUGGCAGUGUCUCUUCUUAAUGAUUCUUUAGCUCUUUCUGGUCAGGCACUACUUGCAGGUGCUUAUUCUCAAGGUGACUACAAGCAAGCUCGAUUAAUCAUUCACAGGGUUUUACAGAUUGGGCUAUUGACAGGAAUUGGUUUGUCUAUUUUACUCUAUCUCUGUUUUGGCAUUUUUGUGGAACUGUUUACAACAGAUUCUUCUGUAUUGGAGAUUGUCCGUUCUGGCGUUCUGUUUGUUGCAGGCUCACAGCCCAUCAAUGCUCUUGCGUUUGUUUUUGAUGGGAUUUAUUAUGGAGUUUCAGACUUCAAUUAUGCUGCAUAUUCCAUGGUCUUGGUUGGAUUUACAUCUUCAUUGUUCCUAUUCUUGGGGGCACAUGCUUUUGGACUCGCAGGAGUCUGGGCAGGGUUGUUUCUUUUUAUGAGCUUACGGUUGGCUGCAGGAAUUUGGAGGUUGAGUACCCAGGCUGGGCCAUGGAAGAUGCUUCCGACUGAAGUGGACAUUGAGAUCGUUGACUAGUAAUUAUUAUAUUAAGCUCACAUACAUUUACGGGAUUGGUAUACGCAAUGGAUGCUAACUCAAAUUCAUGGGGUUAUUUCUGGUCAAGAAUUUAGCGGCUGCCUUGAAAGAGAAGAACAAGAACUGACCAGCAUGUGAUGAAAGAUACUUCAGAUUGUCUGCCAAUACAGUUUUUCUCAUCAACCAAAUUGAGCUAAGGGAUAUAUACUUGCAGAAGAUUCAGUCAUGCAGAUUGCAUUAGAAAAAGAGGGUGAAAAAAGUUACACAAGAGGGAAUCAAGUGUACAGAUUACCCCCAAUUUGAUGCCACUCAUGUUCGAAAGUGCAAUGAUUUUCUCUGCCAUAUUGCUCAUCACGUUUAGGGAAUCCACUGGGUUACCAUCUCGGCUCUCUUUCUCUAUCAGGUCCCGAAUUUACGAGGUCCCCAUUUUUGCAGAAAUCGUGUUUAUUCUCUCUCUUAUGGAGAGUUUGAAGAUUGUACAUCGUAUUCAUCUUUCUCUCGUGUUCUUUCCCUAAUAUUUUUUGUAAAUGUAUUCUUUCUCAGUGCACCAUGGUGUUCAAUUUUUAGACAAUCUCUCAUUUUGCUUGAA
Molecule: messenger RNA, 2453 nt
Organism: Nymphaea colorata (pocket water lily)
Lineage: Eukaryota; Viridiplantae; Streptophyta; Magnoliopsida; Nymphaeales; Nymphaeaceae
Product: protein DETOXIFICATION 44, chloroplastic-like
Exons: 13
Coding region: 218-1864 (548 amino acids)
Biological process (GO): transmembrane transport
Cellular component (GO): membrane
Molecular function (GO): antiporter activity; xenobiotic transmembrane transporter activity
Source: RefSeq, a predicted model, not a curated record